Messenger RNA from Thermothielavioides terrestris NRRL 8126, 1434 nucleotides. Its product is annotated as glycoside hydrolase family 79 protein. The coding region runs from base 1 to 1434 and encodes 477 amino acids. The record is from RefSeq and is a predicted model, not a curated record. NCBI's taxonomy places the organism in Eukaryota, Fungi, Ascomycota, Sordariomycetes, Sordariales, Chaetomiaceae. The transcript is spliced from 4 exons.
AUGACUUCACAUAUCCCAUCUUCGUCUCACGUCCCCAGCAAGGCCGGCACGGGAGGUUACUCUUAUGCAACCCUCGACCCAGCCCCAGUCGGCAUCUCUUUCGAGUUCUUCGCCUUCCCAUCCUACUUCACCAAUGUGACGGCCACGAAUCAGUGCCUCUCGAACUGGAAAGACCUGACUGGAGUGUGGCCCCCGAUCCGAAUUGGCGGCACCACCCAGGAUCGGGCAUCCUUCGACGCCUCCAGCUCGGCCUACGUCGUGUACUCGGUGCCCAGCCCUGCCGACGCCCCCUCGACCCUGACGUUCGGGCCAAAGUUCAUGACGCUCGCAGGGACGUAUCCUGGGAGCGUCGUGGUCGGUCUGAACAGGGGCAAGAACAACAUCGACAACACCAUCGCAGCCGCCAAAGUGGCCGUGACCGAAGUCAAGAACCUUCUGGCCAUUGAGCUCGGCAAUGAGCCGGAGUACUACAAGAACGACGGACAGCCCAUCGCCGCGGGGACCUGGACGCCGGCCACAGACGCAGCCUCCCAAAUCAGCUGGAACAUCCGCGUCGGCCGCGCGCUUGGCAAGACCAACAUCAUCCAGGCGGGCAACUGGAACGAUGCGCCGCCGAAGUGGGGAGCCGCGGAGCUGAUCGCUCAGGAAAACGCGACGGCAGAGCAGUACGUGAGGCACUACGCACACCACAACUACCCCGGCGGCACGGUGCAGAAGCUGCAAUCGCACGCGCAGAUCGCCAGCAACAUCCACACGCUGUUCGACGCCGACGUCGCGGCCGCGAGGGCAGUCGGCAAAGAAUACGUCCUAGGCGAGACCAACUCAGUCUCGGGCGGCGGCGCCGCCUCUGUCUCGCCGACCUUCGGCGCGGCGCUAUGGACACUCGACUACACGCUGCGCGCGGUCUCGUCCAACAUCUCGCGCGUCUACUUCCACCACGGCACGGUAGGCAACUGCCAGUACUGCUUCUGGGGCCGGUACAGCAUGGGGGCGCCGUACCACGGGGCGACGGCGGCGGUGGCGCUGCUGGCGGGGGCGCGGACGGUGGCGGCGCUCGACGCGGGCUCGACCGCCACCAACUACGCGGCGUACGCGAGCUUCGACGCGCAGGGCCGGCCGCUGCGCGCGCUGCUGUACAAUUCGGAUUACUAUGCCGGCAGCGGCGCCCGGAGCAGUCAGCGGUUUACGCUGACGGGGUUGGGGGCUGUCCUGGGAGGAGGAGGAGGAGGUUCGGUGCGCGCCAAGAGAUUGACCGCUAGCAGCGCCCUCGCGAGGGUUGAUCGCGGGGAUCGGAUUCUGUUCGGCGGGCAGUACUGGGAGAAUGGGACGUGUCUGGUGGCGGGGGAGGAGACGUUCGAGACAGUGGACGUGGUGGACGGGCAGGCGACGUUUGACGUCAAGGCCACGGAGGCGCUGCUGGUCUAUCUGCAGUGA